UUUGGUAGGAGGAACAGAAACGAAGUUGCAUGAAAAAGACAGUGGAGUGGGACUGAGAAGUGACAACUGCCCACGACUGACCUCCCUCUUUCAAGGCCUGUGUCGCCAGGACGCUGCCCAGAAGAAGCCACGACGAGGCGCAGGCGCGACUCCACGAGGGCCACGCCCCUCCUAGAGAAGGACCGACCGGUUUUCCGCCCGCAUCGGAGCUUGGGUUUCCGGAAGGACCUGAUUCUGGAAGGGACCAAACCGGAUAGAGGUCGCGCGCCCUCUUUCGUCUACCUUCCGGUUCACUAAUACGCAAUUUCGCAGAAGGGCUGGAACGUGUCGUCCCUCUGCGCAGGCGUAGUCACCGCUUGACCCGCGGCGCUAUGCCGGGGCGGCACGUUUCUCGAGUCCGGGCAUUGUACAAGCGCGUCUUGCAGCUGCACCGUGUUCUGCCUCCGGACCUCAAAGCCCUGGGCGACCAGUACGUGAAAGACGAAUUUAGGAGACAUAAGAGCGUUGGUUCUGACGAGGCCCAGCGUUUCUUGCAGGAAUGGGAGGUGUAUGCAACAGUGUUAUCGCAACAAGCUAACGAAAACAGAAAAAAUUCAACCGGAAAAGCAUGUUUUGGCACCUUCCUCCCAGAAGAAAAACUUAAUGACUUUCGUGAUGAACAGAUUGGACAGUUGCAGGAGCUGAUGCAAGAAGCCACAAAACCCAAUAGGCAAUUUAGUAUUUCUGAGUCUACAAAACCAAAAUUUUAGUUCAUACGACAAAACUUAACAAGAUAUGCAAAAAUUGAGAACCCUUACUUUAACUGUCAUUGGUUUUUGAAAUGUAUUAUUUAAGCUUUGAAAAUGCCUGUUAUUAAUGAAAUAUUCUCUGAUUUUGGAUAUUAUGAAUGCAACAAUAGAUGAAUCAAGAUCACCAGUGACAAUUGAAAAAAGUAUUGGAAUAAUAGCACUUGCUGUAUGAAAUUCGAUUUUGGAACUAAACGGGAAAUAAUGGAUCUAAAAUGGACAAAUUUCUAGAAUUUUGCUGAAAACAUUUUAAAAUGCUAUUCUCAUCCAACCGUAUUAGCCUUCUGUCUUUUCUUUAGCUUCAUCAAGUAAGUAUGUUGUGAUAAUGAUAGAUACAGAAUUCCAACAAGGUUAUUUUUUUAAAUACAUUGUCAUUUUGAACAUUUCUCAUCACUUCUACUUUAAUAAUACAUACAUGAUUUUUCUUCUGAAUGUCUCUUCUCCCUGCAUCACUGUUCAUUCACAGUGAAAGGUUAGGGAGAAGCUUUAAAAUUCACUGUUUUACUAUCAUUUGUAUAAUAGACUAUACAAAGU
Mandrillus leucophaeus (drill) is the source of this 1319-nucleotide messenger RNA. It is a transcript of the gene SDHAF3, whose product is annotated as succinate dehydrogenase complex assembly factor 3. The transcript has 2 exons. The record is from RefSeq and is a predicted model, not a curated record. The coding region runs from base 372 to 749 and encodes 125 amino acids. Gene Ontology annotation, cellular component: mitochondrial intermembrane space; mitochondrion. NCBI's taxonomy places the organism in Eukaryota, Metazoa, Chordata, Mammalia, Primates, Cercopithecidae. Gene Ontology annotation, biological process: succinate metabolic process; mitochondrial respiratory chain complex II assembly.